AUGGUUUCUCCCGCGGUUUUCAUCCUGGCAUCGACAUUCUUCCGGACACUUCACAUUCCUGCCAGUCUCCAGUCCGCUCUUAGGGAACCGGAUAUCAUGGACUCCCUGCUGGCUGAAGAGGUCAGGCAGGGAUUCAUGAUCGGCCCAUUCGACAGUCCCCCCUUCCCCGUGUUUCGCGUCAGCCCGUUAGGCGUGGCCACUCGGAAAUACUCCGGGAAAAAGAGGCUCAUUAUCGACCUCUCUUCCCCACACGGUUCGCACGUCCCUAGCAUUAACAGCGUCAUUCCCGCCCCGGAUUUUUCUAUGCAGUACGCCACAAUCGACCAUGCCAUAACCCUUGUCCGUUUAGCGGGCAUCGGAGCCUGGCUCUCGAAAGCCGACAUAACCAGUGCUUUCAAGAUCCUCCCCAUCCAACCGGAUUUCUGGCGUUACUUUGGGGUACGUUGGAAGGGGGCCUAUUAUUUUGCGGUGCGUCUCACCUUCGGUUGCAGAAGUAGCCCAAAGAUCUUCGACUCCCUUUCUGAGGCACUUUGCUGGGUCCUCACGAACAAUUACAGACUCCCGUACAUUCUCCACCUCCUUGACGAUUUCCUGGUGGUCACGCCGUCGUCCUCACCUCCCAAGUUCGGACUCGUCACCCUCACGAAAGCCUUUGAGGAGCUCGGCGUGCCUCUUUCGGAGGAAAAAACCUCAGGGCCUGGCACCUCCAUCGAGUUCCUCGGCAUCACCCUAGACUCCAUCUCCCUCCAGGCAUCUCUGCCGCAGGAAAAAAUUCAGCGCAUCACUCUGAUUCUCUCCAACUAUCUCUUAGCCGAUAGGUGCACCAAACGCCAGCUGUUGGCUCUCCUCGGUCACCUGAACUACGCAAUCCGCAUAAUUCCUCAGGCCAGGUCUUUCCUCUCUAACCUCCUCACGCAAGCUGCAGCCGUCCCUUCACUUCACGACAGGAUAGUGCUGGACGACGUCUGCAAAAUGGAAAUGCGCAUGUGGCUACAUUUCCUGUCGGCAUGGAACGGCAUCUCGUUUUUCUACAACGAUUUCGUUUCCCGACCCGACGACAUUCAGUUGUACACCGACGCAGCUCCCUCUGUCGGCUUCGGCGGCUUCUACAAAGGGCGUUGGUUCGCAGCCACCUGGCCUCCGGAGUUGAAGUCUCUCGACUCCGAAUCCCGUUCUCCUUCAUCCACUCUUCACGAGCUCUACCCCGUCGUCAUAGCGGCCUUACUUUGGGGGCACGAAUGGUCAAGAAAAUCAAUUCUCAUACACUCCGAUAACACAGCAGUAGUUGAAAUCAUAAACAAGGGCCGAUCUCACUCCCCAGCCAUCAUGCCGUUUCUACGCAGACUCACAUUAAUCUCCGCCCACCAUCAGUUCAUUCUAAGAGCAGCUCACAUUCCAGGAUAUCUCAACACCAUCGCUGACGCACUCUCUCGUUUCUCUUUUCAGAAAUUCAGACAUUUGGCCCCAGAAUCCGAUCCGCAUCCAGUACCAGUCCCACCGUUUUCAGCAACGAUAUUCAGCUAGCUCCACAGCUAGCUAACCUCUCUCUCAUCUCACAAGAAACCAUCCUCAACAGUCUAGCUCCAAGCACUCUCUCCGCUUACCUCACCGGUUGGAACUGUUUCAAAUCAUAUCACUCCACA
Molecule: messenger RNA, 1643 nt
Organism: Notolabrus celidotus (New Zealand spotty)
Lineage: Eukaryota; Metazoa; Chordata; Actinopteri; Labriformes; Labridae
Exons: 1
Coding region: 1-1524 (507 amino acids)
Source: RefSeq, a predicted model, not a curated record